Messenger RNA from Arvicola amphibius (Eurasian water vole), 2157 nucleotides. Its product is annotated as zinc finger protein 551. The transcript is spliced from 5 exons. Bases 19 to 1311 code for a protein of 430 amino acids. The record is from RefSeq and is a predicted model, not a curated record. Lineage: Eukaryota; Metazoa; Chordata; Mammalia; Rodentia; Cricetidae. Gene Ontology annotation, biological process: regulation of DNA-templated transcription.
UUGACUUCAGAGCCAGUGAUGGGGCCAGGCCCGGGUCUGACCUUUGAGGAUGUGGCCAUUCACUUCUCCCGGGAAGAAUGGGUGCUUCUUGAUAAGGCCCAGAGGUUCCUAUACUGCAGUGUGAUGCUGGAGAACCUUGCACUUGUGGCAUCUCUGGACAUUAACCAACACAGGAAGAGUGACAGUGGAGAAAAGCACUCAGAAGCGGAUGCUGACAGGGCUUCCUUUAUGUCAAGUUGCAGACCCCAUGUGCUGAGGAAGCCAUCCAUCUUUGGGGAGAAUGGGGAGAAGCCUCUUGCCUCCGCAGGCUGUCUUCAGCAGCAGGCCAGUUGUAGUAGUGAGCAGCCUCACAGUAGCGGCAGGGGUGGGGAAAGGCACCACAUUAAUAGAGUACAUUAUGAGUGUGUGGAAUGUAGGAAAUCCUUCACCUAUAAAUCUAACCUCACUGAACACCAGAGAAUCCACACUGGAGAGAGGCCUUACCAGUGUGAUCAGUGCGGGAAAUCCUUCAGACAAAACUCUAGCCUCUUUAGACACCACAGAAUUCAUACUGGCGAAAGACCGUAUACAUGCUAUGAGUGUGGGAAAUCCUUUAGACAAAUUUUCAAUCUCAUUAGACAUCGGAGAGUCCACACGGGAGAAAUGCCUUAUGAGUGUAGCGAGUGUGGCAAGCUCUUCAGGCAGUUCUCCAACCUCAUUCGCCACCGGAGAGUUCAUACUGGGGACAGGCCUUACAAGUGCGGCGACUGUGAGAAAUCCUUCAGUCGCAAGUUCAUCCUCAUCCAGCACCAAAGAGUUCACACUGGAGAAAGGCCUUAUAAGUGUGGGGAAUGUGGCACAUCCUUCACCCGGAAGUCUGACCUCAUCCAACACCAGAGAAUUCAUACUGGCACAAGACCUUAUGAGUGUGAAGAGUGUGGCAAGUCGUUUAGGCAGUGCUCUAGCCUCAUUCAGCACCGGAGAGUUCACACUGGAGAGAAGCCAUAUGAGUGUGUCGAGUGUGGGAAAGCCUUCAGUCAGAGUGCUAGCCUCAUUCAGCACCAGCGACUGCACACUGGAGAGAAGCCUUAUGAGUGUAACGAAUGUGGGAAGUCCUUUAGCCAAAGUGCUAGCCUAGUUCAACACCAGAGAAGCCACAGUGGAGAAAAGCCUUACGAGUGUAGUGAGUGUGGCAAACUCUUCACUCACAAGUCAGACCUCAUUCAGCACCAAAGGGUUCACACUGGAGAAAGGCCUUAUGAGUGCAGUGACUGUGAGAAAUCCUUUAGCCGUAGGUCUAACCUUGUUCGACACCAGAGGGUUCACACCUGAGAAACUUCUUUAUCGUGUAAGAUUGUGCUGCUUAGUGAGUUGGUGUAGUAACACUGGGGGAGAUGAGCAGUCUUCUGAGUUUAAGGAUAACUAAUUCAUGUGGGCUUCAAAAGGGGGAAACUUUGAGGAACUUCAUUCCAGUUUCUAGUCUGCCCAGGGCUAUAUCCUGAGUUACGCCGUUGGCAGCGUCUGUAGUAGAAACCCUGUCCCCAUUGCAACUUGGAAGAUUGAGACGGUGAGGAUGGGUAUCCUUCCUGUGUGCUCAGAGAUGCAAACUUCUGUACUCUGCUCUGGCCUUAGCCUUGGAGACCCCCCAUUCCUUUCAGGGUAGGAAUCUUGUUGGGAAGGUGUGGUCUGAGUUGUGUUUUCAGCUUUGCUAAGAAAGAGUACCUUGUUCAGGGGAAGUUUGUUUUCAUACUGUGCUCGCUAUGAAUAUUUCCAGGUUUGAAUUGGCCAACUUGGGAAAUGCUUGCUGCCCAUAAUCUCUGACUUAUCUUUUUGAAUAGAUAGUUUGUUGAUGCAUCUUUAAUCUUGAAGGUUCUUUUCAUUCUGUGUCAUGACUUAUCAACUGACUCAUGAUGUCAGCACAAAGAGGUAGGCCAGUUCCAUAGAGAUCCUCACUUUCUGUUUCAGAGGGUAUGAUACACCUGCCAGAAGCAGCUGUGUAGAGCAAUGGUCUGAUUUUCGCGGCUGCUCCUGCUCUCAGCCAUGAGAGCAGGUAAGAUGGUGGAUUUUUUUGUUCCUGACUUACAGAAGGUGCUGUGAUUUUUGUGAGGUAAGAAGUCCUGAUGAAAAGGAGAAUUCCGACAAUCCCAGGAACUUUUAAAGCACGUCAACAAUUAAACU